Messenger RNA from Pangasianodon hypophthalmus (striped catfish), 5260 nucleotides. It is a transcript of the gene yod1, whose product is annotated as YOD1 deubiquitinase. Gene Ontology annotation, cellular component: nucleus; cytosol. The transcript is spliced from 2 exons. Gene Ontology annotation, biological process: protein deubiquitination; endoplasmic reticulum unfolded protein response. NCBI's taxonomy places the organism in Eukaryota, Metazoa, Chordata, Actinopteri, Siluriformes, Pangasiidae. The coding region runs from base 1713 to 2606 and encodes 297 amino acids. The record is from RefSeq and is a predicted model, not a curated record. Gene Ontology annotation, molecular function: cysteine-type deubiquitinase activity; protein binding.
ACAAUGGAACAUUGAAAAUAAAUACAACGUUGAAAUAAUUAGAUUAAAAUAUAUAUAUUGCACGUUUGACAUGUUUAUGUACUGUACUACAAAAUACAACCGGAGGAAAAAUAAAUCUGCUAAGCUACUUUAGCCAGCUAACUGAUGCUAAUUAGCUAGUUUUAGCUAGUUGAGUCACGGUGGUUAGCUUUCGCCGGAUAGUUAACACAUUAACACGUUAAAUACAGAUUUAAGUCAUUAAGCAUCACAAAUAUCUAUCACAAUUUUUAUUUGAGAAUUUUUAAUAUGAUUUAUAUGACUUAGCACUGUGGAAUAUUUAUUAUUAAGUUAGACAGCUGUGCUAAAAUGGCUAGUAACCGGCUCCAGUUCAGUUCUCUCCAGUGAUGCGUGUAAAACAAACUAUUUUUUUCCACAUUAAUUCCGCCAGGAAUUAGAGAAAGAAAGUUUAUUUUGAUUUACAUUAUAAUGUGUUUAAUAACUUUUAUUCCAGCAUGUUAAAGUUAGCUUGCUUUUUUGGAAAGUGCUGCAUCAGUGGCUGAGUGAACAAUGACAUCACACGUCACAGUACUGAGGUCAAAGGUCAAGGUUGCUUAUUUCUCACAUACAUAUUAUAUACAUGUGAUGUAAUGUCGUGAACUGUUUUUCCUUAGGGCCUCAUCCCACAGUGUAACCAUGAUACAGAUUAAAAACAGAAUAUAAUAAAAUCAGGUAGACUAUAUGAUAAAGUUUAGCAGGCUUUAGAGGAAUGAAAUGUAGAAUAUGAACUUACAUAAAUAGCAUAUGUUUAAAAAAAAAAAACAGAUAUACAGAGAGGUAGUGUGCUAAAAAUGUAUAGUCAGCUUGCUCCUCUACUGAUUCAGUCAUUUCUUUGGGUAAAAGAAAGCUAGUUUAUAAUCAAAACCACAAAUUCCAUCAAGCUAGUGUUGAUUCGGAUUGUUGUAUAGACAUAUCUAUAAGUUCUCAAAUUUUUUCGAGCCGGCCUUAUCUGGGAAAAAAAAAACUCAAAAAACCCCAUUGUAUAGAUUUAUUUUAAAUUUUUAUAAACUUUUUAAAGAUCUGGCUCAUUAUUUAAAAUUACGCAGUGAUAUUUUUGGCUGUUUAUUCGAGCCAUAGAGCUUUGUAUUCCUGAAUUUUCUUUGUUUUUGAGCUGGUGAGAUUGGGAUUAAUAACAGGCCCAGUCGAUUCACGUCAUCAGUUAAACAGAUCCGGAGUCUGUCCCAGGAACGCUGAGUCUGAGAUGGGAAUACAUCCCGGACUGGAUGCAAUACAGUACAUACACACUGACACCUAGGGGCAAUUUAGACUCGCCAAUCCACCUACUGCAGUGUGGGAGGAAACCGGAGAACCUGGAGGAAACCCAUACAGGAGAUCUUGUGAGAUUUCACAGAGAACUGUGAGGCGGCGAUGCUACCUGCUUAACCGCCGUGUCUCUUUAAUCACUAUAGUAACUCAUUACAGUGACUCAUUUCAAGAAUUUCUCUGUAUAUAGAUGCUCAAGCACUCUUUAUGCACAUGACAGUAAACUUGAAACUUAAUAAUUAUCAUACCUUUGAUAAUGUUGAGUUGUGAUUUUCAUCACUGUAAGAAUUUUUUUUUUUAAAUCACAGACUGGGCUUUUCCAUUUCGAGGCCCAACUCUAGUAUAACAUCAGCUCUGGGUGUUGAGAAACUUUUCACUGGUGCCGUAUUUCUUUUCCUCAUCAGGGACUCAGGAUGCUGCGAUUGCGGUGCAAGGCCAAGAACGGGACUCAUCUGAUGCAAGGCCUGACGCACCAGUCCUGUGUUCAGGAGCUGAAAGACAAGGUGGAAGAGCUGACAGGAAUCCCGUGCGACGUGCAGAAGAUCAUGGUGGGCUACCCACCCUCGAGCUUGGAUCUCCGCAACGGACAGGCACAUCUGAAAGAUUACCCUAUAAAAUCCGGAGACACGCUAAUUGUAGAGGAGGAAAAGAACAAGCCUAAAGUCACCACGCCGAAAACCCCUCUCUUGGACUGUACACCUGUGCUGGAGCGUCGCACUGUACCCGCUGACAACUCGUGUCUGUUCACUAGCGUUAAUUACGUGGUGGAGGGAGGCGUGUAUAACGCGGCCUGCGCGCCCGACAUGCGCCAGCUCAUUGCCCACAUCGUAGCCAGCGACCCCACCUCGUACUCCGAGGCCGUGCUGGGGAAAAGCAACGAGGACUACUGUGCUUGGAUCCGCCGCAGUGACACGUGGGGUGGCGCCAUCGAGCUCUCCAUCCUGUCUAAGUUCUACCAGUGCGAGAUCUGCGUGGUUGACACGCAGACAGUCCGCGUGGACCGCUUCGGCGAGGAUGCCGGCUACGGCAAGCGCGUGCUGCUCAUCUACGACGGCAUCCACUACGACCCGCUGCAGAUGCUCGUGCCCGGGACGGACUGCCCGCCGCAGACCAUCUUCUCCACUUCUGACGAUGUCAUCCUGGCGCAGGCGCUGGAGCUGGCCGACGAGGCGCGCCGCAAACGCCAGUACACGGACGUGAACCGCUUCGCGCUGCGCUGCAUGACGUGUCAGACUGGUCUGGUUGGACAGAAGGAGGCGAGGGAACACGCCAAGGAGACGGGCCACACCAAUUUCGGCGAGGUUUAAAACUCGGCUGCUCACAAACGUCAAACGUGUCUGUUACCACAACGCUACAUGUUCUCAUGAUUUCACAGCUGUGUCUCAGUGCUGUUCUCUACCUCACGUUAUUCUGAUCCCCCUCCCUUUCAGUAUUGCAGCUAUGGAUGACACUGGGUAUUGACGUUCUCAAGUUUGAAGCAUUAAUUUGGUGUGUGUGUGUGUGUGUGUGUGUGUGUGCGCGCGCACAGGUACAGUAUUGUAAUAACAUUUUUAAAAAAAUUUAUUAGUAGCAGUUGAGUCUGUUGCCUAAUCGACUGAGCCUCGAUUCAAACCAAAACUUAAGGGUGCUUUCACAUAUGCAGUGUUUAGUCUGUUUGAAUCGAACGAUUCAAACGGAGCGAUUUGGCGCAGUUUGUUUUUGCAGGUGAGAACACAGCAAUCGCACUCGGGUGAGGACCGAAACAACCGGUCCGAGGGCGUGUGAGUAAGGUGGACUCGGUGCGGUUCCAGUCGAACUCUAGCGCUGAAUCGACUUAAAUACAGGAAGUGAAUGAAGCAUGUCGUGUGUUUUGGGUUACGGAUGACAUGUUUCUGUAGAUGCGAGCUGCUAAAAUGAGCUGCGAGGAGCAAACCGAGCCAAAGGACAGAGGUGUGGUACUGCAGAAAUGUGAUGUUUUGGAGAAUAUAAACAGUGGAUGCGAUACACAAAACGUCUAGUGAUAUACUGAAAGCGUCCUCGCUGUUCUCUGUGCUCGGGUGAUUAUUAUGAUUUUUAUGCACACUUGGCAAGGGCUUGCUUACUUUAUUCUGUCAUUUAAAAAUUCUACACAUGCUUUUUCAGCCCUACAACCCCCUCAGUCAGUGUUUUCUUUUGCUUUUUGUUUCCACUAUCAAUUUCGCUCUGAUUCGGACUCAGACCAGAUGACCCGAUAAAUAGGUGUGAAAGCACCUUCUAACUUACAGAACCAUCACAGAGAAAAUGGCAUCAUCACAUUUGUUGCACAUUUUCUAGGGAUGCAUUACUUUUUUUUUUUUUUAAAUUUUCAUUAUGGUACAGAUAUCACAACUUUAUGUAUCAACCAAACCCAAUGUUGAUCCAGUACUGACGCCCUCACAGUAACAUUUGCCUAAAUCGGAGGCGUGAUGGUGAUGUAAGACUUUAAGACAAUUUGUGUCAUGCGUUCACGUGCAUGAUCUGCGUUCUGUCAGUCAACAUCACAGGCAUUCACGGCAUAAAAUACAUCAGUGAAUCCGGCGCUCUGUUACACAACUAAAGGAAAAAUCCACCCUCAACAAAGUGCAUAUUAAUCUUUAGUAUUAACGUGUGACCUUUGUAAUGACAUUUUCUGACUUUUUUUUUUAAGUUUAAACUUCUUUCACUGACUUGUUACUCUAUUUUUAAUGGUUUCCUGCAUUUCACCUUCAGAUAGUAGUGCAGUGGGAUUUAGCUCUUGCUUCAUCUUUACAUAUAGAGGGUGAUGCAGCGGCGCUUUAGUCCUUUAAUCUGUCCAGCUCUCUCAUCUCCUCAUCUGUACACUCUGCUCAAACAGCUCAGCUUCCAAAGCUUCAGCUUUUCACGCUAAUACCACCUUCGAUGCCAUCACGCUUGUCAUCUCGUACACCGCUAACUAGCCAAGCCGAACAGUUCAGCUGCAUCAUUUACCUGCAUUGCAUCCUGGGACUUUAAGUUCAACUUUUGCACCAAUCAACAAAUUAGCACCAGAAUCCCUAAACACAUCAUAAAUAUUUCAAUAUAAAGAUAUUUAAUGUGUUUCAGGGUGAAGUUUUCCUUUAAUCUGGUGUAGAGAGAGCAUUCAAUGUGAUGCUUUCAAGCCGCAGUGCUUUUGAGAAACUCGGCUCAGAUUACAGUCCGAUCCAGCGAUCCAGUUUUGGUAUUGGAUCAGUACAUCCUUUACGUUCUCAGAACCAUCGAUGGCACUACAUGGUCUUAAACGCUCAGUGUCUGAAUAUUAACUGUUACUUGAAGUGCUUGCAGAGGUGUACGAUGGUGAACACAGUUCUGUAUUUGCUCUUAUCUGAGCUUCUCAUCUGAAGUAUUUAUUAAACUUCAUGAGAGUUCAGGCCUUCAUGUUUGUUUGUAGAGGUAACGGUGCUGAUGGUGGACUCAGUUACACAUUAAAUUGCGCAGUGGUGUGCAUUUCUGUUAACGGCAUAUGCAAAACACUUUGCAGAUUGGCUCUGAAGUUUGUUUUAGCGACUGCUGUGGCAGAGAGUUGUUGGUUUUGUUUUGUUGGGUUUUUUUUUUCUUCAGUGGAGAAUUGUGUCAUAUCAGACUUUACUGAAACACUGGGGCAAACAUUACUCCAUAACUUUAUUGCGUAUACUAAGUACGAGUGGAUAAACAGUAUACAGAAUGUAUUCCAGUUAUGAAAACUCAAUGCAUUUACAGUCAGGUAUUGUCCACACACUACAAAGCUUUCUAAGUUAUUUUACGAUUUUAAUUUUUUUUCCAAAAUUGUUCCACUGUGAGGCCAAAGGAAAUCUGUUAAUAUCAUUAAACUGUUCUCUCUCCUUUUUUUUUUUUUGUUAGAUUUUGAAAAUAGUAUAGUUUCUUUGUGUUAUUAAUGUGAGAUUAAAUCUUCAUUACUGAGUAAGAUGUGAGUGGGCGAGAAACUGCAUGUUGAAGUGGUGAAAAAAGAAAUAAAGGUUACGUUGCGGCA